This is a messenger RNA of Eublepharis macularius, 4835 nucleotides long. RefSeq names its product interleukin 17 receptor C (gene IL17RC). The coding region runs from base 290 to 2530 and encodes 746 amino acids. The transcript has 19 exons. Gene Ontology annotation, molecular function: interleukin-17 receptor activity. Lineage: Eukaryota; Metazoa; Chordata; Lepidosauria; Squamata; Eublepharidae. The record is from RefSeq and is a predicted model, not a curated record.
GGGAGGAACAUUGACUAAGUUGUGACCCAGCAAGCAAUUCGGGAGAGAAGAUCCAGCACCUUGCUUAGUACACUGAUCUUCUUCUGCCCUUUGGGAAAGGAGCUUUGGUCCUGCUGUCAGCUUGGACCCUUUGCCUUGGCUCUCCCUUCAUCAGCUCCUAUGGUUGGAAAAGUCACACCUGUUCUCUGGAAAGGAAAUGUGCCAGGCUCCUUGUCAACAGUGCUGUUCAGGUGGGAACUGAUUUGCUCUGACUAAAGACAGGGUUUGAGAUGGGACAGGCAGCGUCUUCAUGAUUCCAGUGAUGACUUAUGGGAAAGGGAUACUACUGAGCUCACGGAGGAUCCUGGAGAUGCACAUUUUAGUCCUAGCACUAAUCCUAGUACACCUGCCUUCUGCCUGUCUUCUGCCUGAAAAUCUUCCGGACUCAGUCAGCUGCACACAGGAUCUUGGUUGCCAGCUCCUGGCAGGAGAUGUGCUGUGCACCCAAGGAGAAGCAGUGCCCAUGCCAGAGUUAGAUCCAGUCCUGGUGCUGACAGAGAUGAAAACAAGGACCAUCCUUCGCUGCCAGCAGGAGCAGGACUGCGUUCCCUGCGUGCAGGUGAUGCUACACCUUGGCCUGCUGGGUGUGAAACAAGAUGGAAGGUUUGGUGAGGCUGGUGCCCAGCCCACUAGACAUCAUAAGGAAUUAUUGCGAAUGCACGUAUGGCUCUCAGCCCAGACGUACCCUUCCUUCCGCUGUGUGCUUAUGGAGGUUUGGCUUCCUCGUACCCACAACAGUAGCCUGGGGUCUCUCCAGUUUGACUGCUUCCCAAUUGCCCUGAGUGGAGAGUUGCGUAUCACAGCCUUCACCAACCCCUUCUAUGAAUCUGUGCCUGUACUAAAUCACACCCAUUAUGGACCGAACUGCAAUUGGCAUAAAGCAAAAGAUAACAUCCAGCUCUGCCAAGUUCCCAGCCUGGAGGUCUUUAGUGGUGCCAAGGAGGCUGUGCUACAAGUGUGGGACUUUCCAGUACCACAGCCCUACCAUCUGUGGCUGUAUCUGAACCAAACACAGGGACGCAAAGGGCUGAACCCCCCUAAGGAGCUGGCUGGACCCGAGAAUGUGAGCAUACCUCUCUCUAAGGUAUUCCCCUGCCUCUGUCUGCAGAUAUGGCCCAAGACUGAAGACCCACCUCGAACUGACCUGUGUCCCUUUGCAAGAGAUACGGAAGCCCUUGCCAGGGCCUGGGCCCAGAGCCAGCUAAAGCUAACUGUCGUUCGUGGAACACUGAGUCUUCUUCUGUCCGCACCAUGUGAACUCCCAGGGGAGCUGGUACCAUGCUGGAAGGGGGACCAGCUUGCUUGCUACCCACUCCACUCCAGGUUGCACCUGACCCUAACUCCAAAUGAGAUCCAGGAGUUUCCCGGACUGAGACCCCAUCCCAAUCUGUGUGUGCAGGUAAGGAGCAACAGAAGCAUCCGCCUCCAGAGCUGUCUGCAAGAGGAUCUCACAAGAAGCCAGCAGCAGCUACUGCUUUGGGAGACUGUCAGCCCCCAAGGCAACUCAUCUUUCUGUCUUUUGGAGCAGGGCUCCUGGGUUCCCAUUGCUCAGGCCAUCAGCACAAGAAACACGAUCCUGAGGGAGGCCCUACAAAAUGACAUGAAAUCGGGAGACUGCCUGCAGGUAUGGCAUUCAGAGGAUAGUGAAACGGACAUGCUUUGGGCCUGCUCCCUUCAGAAAUAUAGCCGAACACACUGGGGACUGGCCUGGAUGAUGGCUCUCCUAGGAGUCUGCUGUAUCUUGCUGGUGCUGCUACUCAGGAAGGAAACACUGAAAGGUUGGCUCAGGAUCCUGAAUGAGGAUUACAGUUCUGGAGGGAUGCUUCAGAGACGGCCGGUUCUCAUUCUUUACUCUCCCGACAACGCAAGGUUUGAGCGACUGGCCGGCAUCCUGGCUGCAGCACUGACCCAGCUCCACUUGUCUGUAUCCCUGGAGCUGUGGAGCAGGGCAGAGCUGGGAUCCUUGGGACCCAUGCAGUGGCUCCAUGCACAGCGCCAACAAGUGCUUCAAGGAGGUGGCACCAUUGUGUUGCUUUUCUCCCAUGGUGCCGUGGCUGGCUGUGCAGAAUGGCUGGGUUGGGAAGAGAAAGGCACACUACCACCCGUCCACACUGAUGGCAUUUUCUUGGCUUCUCUCAACUGUGUGAUGCCAGAUUUUCUGGCUGGGAAGGCCAGGGACAAUUAUAUGGUUGCCUGCUUUGAGGAGCUCCUUCCCGUCGCUGAGAUCCCUAGACUCUUCCAUUCAGUGCCCAUUUACCAACUACCCUCGCAGCUGUUCAGCUUCCUGUUGGCCCUGGCUGGCCCUGGGGUGGGCCACGAGCAGAGGAACGGCCUCAGAAGGCAUGUGGCAUGGAUUGGCAAGAGCCUGGAGCGUGCAGUUGAAGAGUGCCAGCAAAAGAAGCCAAGCUGGCAACAUUCUCCAUUGCUACCUCCCCAACCUGGUGAUGCACAGAUGAAAGGGACCAAUGGUUGUCCUUGCACAGAGUCCUGAAUUUCAGACGCUGGGCUGUAGCUGCCCCCCAUUGCUAACAAACGGAGUCUGAAAGCAUGGCCAUGAAGACUCCAUGCAGGGAUCUUGAACAAGCAACCCAGCUCCAGCACUGGACAUGUCUGUCUCCAUCCUGUGGGUAGGGAGCCCUGAUGAUAUAGCAGUGUGUGGGCUGUCCAAGCAAUAGGUGUCCAUGUGAUGGACCGGGUACCUAGCUGUGUAUGUGAGGUUAUUGAUAGCUCUGAAAGGAUCCUGCUGAUGUGCUUUUUGUAUUUAUUGUGCUUCAAAGAAUGAAUGAAGGGGAGCCUCUCCAUGUGUCCAGGAACAUACACAUGUAGGUAUACUUCUGAAUACAUGUGUAAGUAUACCUCUGAAUACUAGCUGUUGGGGACAGAAAGGAAGGGAACAAGCAUCACCUUUGUGUGUUCUGGUUAUGCACUUCCAAAGGCAUCUUUCUACUUGCUCCUGGAGCCAGAUGGGCCUUGAUCUGAUGCAAGCAAAGCAGCUUUGUGUUCUUAACUGGUGUUCUGGCUUUGGGGAUUCCACUGUAAGGUGGAAAGUGAAACAACACUCAACAUGAAGCUGAAAAAUAUUUUAGAUCAGUGGGAGAGCUUUCUACAGCAGUAAGGGCAAUGGUGAGAGAAAGCCUGUGUUCGUCACUGAUGCCUGCCCAAAUUAGUAUUUUGUCUGGACCAAGAAAUUGAGCACCAGCAUAUUGAGGCAAAAGCCCUUCAAAUGUUGAUUUUCAGUGCAGGGUAUUGGUUUAGGCAAUUAUGUAUUCUUUUAAAGAACUGUUCAUCCCCUAUGGCCUUGUUCUCAGUACGUGGAACGUGGGACACAUCAUAUUCUCCAGAUACUGCCUCAUUUCCCUCUCAUUGCCAUGAUGCCUUUCCUUUGUAGCCACUGUCACAGUGAGGACAGAGUCAGAAAUCAUUAUGUCAUCGUCACAUGGGAACGUGAGAAACAAGUAUAUGGAAUGGGGGUGAUCCCUCGGACAGCAGGGGGGAACAUGGGCUGGCCCACUCCUCAGUUGAAUGGACUGGCCCCAGGCUCUCACACAGUUUCUCUACUCUUCUCUCCACUCCCUCCAUCAUGUUUGAAAGUACGGGAUGAAUGGGUGCUACCAGAUGAACAAAAUAUCUUUGUCUUUCCUUCUGGUUACACUUAGGUAGGGCUGGAUGCUUGGUUCAGGGAAGACUCUUCAUUAUAUAGGAGGACUUAGAGAGAGAAAGGAUACAGGAGGUGGACUUUAGAUCUGGGAAAUCCAGGUUCAACUUCCCACUUGACCAUGGAAGCUUGUGGGGUGACCUUGGGCCAGUCACGGUCUCCCUCUCAGCCUCACCUUCCUCUAAGGGUUGUUAUUGUGGUGGGUGGUAAAUCAGAGGAAGGAAGUGUGAUGUUGUAAGCCACUUUGGGUCGCCAUUGGAGAGAAAGGUAGGGUAUAAAUAUCUAAUUGUUUGAGUCCUACAUUGGGUCAUGUUCCCUAACCUUAGAGGUCCAGAUGUAUGUGAUACUGGUUGGGGGGGGGUCAUUGUUUAGUACUAGGGAUCUUGCAUUGCCUGGUAAGUCCCCAGUUAAGUGCUUGGCACCUCCAGCUAAGAAGUCAUAGGGCAGGACAGCUUGAGUGUUGGAGAGCAGCCCGCUGGCAGUACACAGAGCAUUGAUUUAAAUGUGGUCUGACUUGGCAAGAUGCAAUUCUUAUUCUCGAUGUAGUUAUUUUCCUUUAAAAUAAUUUAAGAGUCUUUAAGCAUCAUGAAAAUUAAAGCAUUUUUUAAAAAUUCCUCUAAUUUGGAUAUGUUCAAUUGGCUGUGCCUCUUAGAAGACCACCCCUGAGCACAUUUUAAAAUCAUGACUUUGGAAGGUGCCCUGCCUGCAGCACAGUCUCCUGAAACAGCAGGGGUCAGUUGCCAGAUUUUGGACCAAUCUUUUUUUUUAAAAGUCUAUACUGUUUAACUGUUACAUUUUUAUCCCACACUCCCUCCAAGGAGCUCAGGUCAGCAUACAAGAUUAUUCCCCAUUUUAUCCUCACAACAACCUUGUGAGAUAGGAUAGGCUGAGAGUGAGUGUGACUGGCCUAAGGUUACCCAGUGGUCUUUGUGGCUGAGUGGGGAUUUGAACUCUUGUCUUUUUGGUCAUAGUCUGGUGCUCUAACCUCUAUUCCACACAGGCUAUUAACAUUACAUUGUUUAAUAAUGGGGACAAGAUGAUGUCAGUUUCAUGUUGCAAUAGUGACACAUUCAGUUAUGAAGUAUUUUGUGAGACUGGACCGAAAAUUCUAAUUUCCUAAUAAAAUCCAUGCUAUUUUUUC